GCGUUGCACCCCCUAGAGCUGUAGCCCGGAGGCCAGGGUGGGCUUAGUGCAUGCAUUGGCUAGCUGCUCCCUCCUCUCCUCUCCUCUCCACCGUAGAUAGAGCGCAGGCCUUUUCUUCGGUUCUUCACUGAUAUAGAUAGCUUCCAUUUUUUUGGUUCACUUCCUCCUCUUGCAUGUUCUUGAUCUCUUCUCGAUCUAAAACCACCGAUAGAUCGAUCCUAGCUAGCAUCCUUGUUGUUUUUCUUCCCAAGGAUCUAGCUAGUUCUUGCAGAUUUCAUGCAAAACUAAUACUACAAGUUCUUCCAGUUCUUCAUUCCCAUCCUUCUUUAUUUCUUGUUGCUCUCUUAAUUCUUCUCCUCCUACUCCUAUCUAGCCAGACAUGGAGAACGUUCUGCUGGAUCGUUCUUCCGGAAGCUUCGAGUACCCGAAGAGGGGCGUCUAUGGCGGGAGGCCGGCGAGGCCGCACGGCGCGUACGGCUCCUCCCGCACGUGCCCGCAGUACCAUCACUUCCAGAAAAGUGGCGCGUGGAACUCCGCCCCCGCUCCCGCUCUUCCGUAUGCGUACGCCAGGCCGCCGAUAUACUCGUCGCCGUCUCUCCCUCUCCUGCCGUCCAACCAGCCACCCCUCCUGCCGCUCCCGCCCACCGCUACCAAGUAUGCCACUUUCCCCUACCCACCACCUCCGACACCGCCACGUGCCGUCAGGCCGGCGGCGCCCACGACCGUCGUGCCGGCAGCGUCGCCCCCUGCUUCGUCACGCCAGCUGAGCCAGAGAGACAGGAGGAGGAGGCCGGCUAAGCCGCCGGCCGCAGAACCGGCAAGGGAGCAGAAGAAGAAGAAGCCGCUGGAGCGGGCGACGCCACUGCCGCCGGCGCCCGCGGUGACCGAGGCGCUGGACGACCUCGAGCAGGAGCUGGCCCGGAGCUGCGUCCAGGACCUGCUGCACGCGCUGGCGCCGCCGCCCAGCAGCCUGCCGCUGCCCAGGUUCUCCCUCGUCGUCAAAGCGUCUCCACACUCCGCCACGGCCGGCAAGGUGGCGCCGGCCGCCCCGUCCUGCAACGCUGAGGCGGCCACCGCCGACGGCCUCCGCCGCCUCCUCCGCCUCUAGUAUCGUGGCAAUUACCCUGCCGCGCCGCGCAUUUACGUGAUCUCGGUGUACCGUUGCUACUGUUGAUUAUUUCCCUCCAAUACUAUUAUUUCCUGGCUGGGAAAAUACGUACUACUACUACUAGAAGACAAGAAAGAAGAGUUGUGUGAUGCUCGAGCAAUGGUCGGUGGCGUGACCGUGAUGUGGCCGUCAGAUGGACGCGGUGCUAGAUGGGGUCCAGCCGUCGACCGAUUCAGGUGAAGAAGAUGAUGUUGAUUAAGCUUUAAUUGUGUGGUGCUAAAUAUAUAUCUAGGGUUUACAUACUGUACGUUACGUGCCUGCGUGCGCGCGUAUGCUCUUGUUCUUGAUUGGGUGAUGUGUUUUUUGAAUUACCUUGUAUCAAGAGAUUAAUUACUCUAGUAAGUAUAAUGUAUGUGGUGAUGUUUAAGUGUGACUUAAAUUAAAUCUUGUGCUUGGCGAAA
Molecule: messenger RNA, 1569 nt
Organism: Aegilops tauschii subsp. strangulata
Lineage: Eukaryota; Viridiplantae; Streptophyta; Magnoliopsida; Poales; Poaceae
Source: RefSeq, a predicted model, not a curated record